Debaryomyces fabryi is the source of this 1218-nucleotide messenger RNA. Its product is annotated as Golgi transport complex subunit. The record is from RefSeq and is a predicted model, not a curated record. Lineage: Eukaryota; Fungi; Ascomycota; Pichiomycetes; Serinales; Debaryomycetaceae. The transcript has a single exon. Gene Ontology annotation, cellular component: COG complex. Bases 1 to 1218 code for a protein of 405 amino acids. Gene Ontology annotation, biological process: intra-Golgi vesicle-mediated transport.
AUGACAUCUGCAACUCAAAAUAAAACCGAAUUGGAGGAUUUUGAAGCUUUUUUGGAAGCUGGUUUCCAACCUCUUCAAUUUGCAAAUGAUUUACUAUUAGCUACAAAUGAUAAGGAUGGUUCUGAGUUAGAUGGACUAACACCAUUGAAGAAAUUACAAUUUGAUAUUGAUGAAUGUGACAAGAGAAUGGCUGGCAUAGCAUCUUCAAAUUAUGAAUCAUUGAUGUCGAACUUUUCACAGAUCGAAAAAACUAGAUCGUUAGUGAAUGAACAAAUCAACCCACUGGUAGACAGAGUAUUUAAUUCAUUCGAAAGAAUUAAAUCUGGCGUUAUUCAGCCAUACGAAGAAGCCUUGAAAAAAAAUAAUGCUCUAAAGAGAAUUCAUUUGACAUUGAAUUUACUCCGAGGUGCUGGUUACUUUAUGUUCUUGGUUCAGCAAUUGGAAGAAAUUGAAAUGCUAAAUAUGAACGCAGAAAAUGAAUCUGGCUCGAAGAAAGAUUUAAUCAGGUUAGCAAAGCUCCAUGUACAGAUAUCACAAUUAUAUAAAAGUGAAAAAGAACAAACUAAUCUGAAUAUUAAGAAUUCGAAUGCCAAUUUAUUGUCCAUUAAACUAAUUAGAGAUUAUGAAGCUAUACAAAUUAACAAACAAAAUUCACUUAUAAGUGAAUGGAGUGAAUCAAUAUCAAACGAUUUUAAUCAUCAUGUUUCUUUUUCUGUUAAUAAUAUUGAAUUGCAAAAUAAAUUGAUUGCGUUGUAUACGUUAAACGAAAAGGAAUAUCUUCAAAUUAUUGAAAAAACAAUAAACAAGCAUGCACAAGUGAAUUUGACACAACUUUCAAGAUCAUUGCAAUCUCCAAGAAAUUUCAAUGCAAUCAUAAGCGAAGUAAAAGAGAAUUCAUCUGACUUUCUUGACAAACUAGAAAGUAUUUUAUCGAAUUGCGAUAUUUCAAAUGUGAAUAACAAAUACAGAACAGGGAACCUCUUGGCCGAAAUGAUUUGUAAUAAAUCUAUUACCGGCGUAUUUGAUUUAUACUGGCCUGUGCUAUCCUAUAAAUUCAAGAAGAACAUUGUAGCAACAAUGGCAAGGGGUGGCCCUAUUGCUAAAAACCUAAAAAUUUAUUCUGAAGGCAUAAAAAACUCCAUAAAUGAAAACUUUAAAAACACCAGGGAAUGCAAUUUAUUGAUCGAUGCAAUUAACGUCAUCGAAGGGUCAAAGUAG